GCAGUGCCGGCGGACGAGGCCCAGAGCACGUGCGCGCUGUGCGGGGAGGCGUUUGAGGUGUUUUGGAGCGCCGAGGAGGACGAGUGGAUGUACCGGGGGGCGAGCUACCUGCACGACGACGCAGACGGAGCGGAGCGCGGGCCCAUCGUGCACGUCAAGUGCCGCGCAGACAGGGACGCGCUCGCAAACGGCACGGCGGACGAAGCGACGGAGCACACCGAGGGGGAGAGCACGGACAACGGGGGAGCGACGAGCAGCCUGCGGGAGGAGCUGGGCGACCUUGUGGCGCUGCUGGAGGGGGCGCAGGGAGGCGGGGCGGUGGCAAAGCAGUGGGGCGGGGGCGAGGCCGGCGAGGCGCGGGGGGCGCUGCGAGUGCCCAAGCAGGAGGACGGGGAGGCCGGGACACAGCUCGACGAGGCGCAGCCAGGGACGGAGGCAGGCGGCCCAGCGCGUGCACCAGAGGUGAAGGCCGACCCCGACGCUGCCGAGGACGGCGAGCCCGAGGCAAAGCGAGCCCGGAGACAAGACACGCACGAGGGCGCCGUAUGACGCGGCCCCUCUGUCUCGGUGUUGGACGGCGUUGGACGAGGCAGGGGCAGGCCGCCGGCGCAAGGAGCGCCACCUGGGCUGGGGCACAGCACCAGCACAUACAGCCAACUUGAAGGCUGGCGGCUGGCGCGGCGCUGACCAGCGUCAUGGGUAGGCCCUUUGUAUCGGCGAGGAUACAGAAGAGGACGCGAUGUCUGACAAAGAUUAUGGUUGGAAUGCAAAUAAGGCCCCUCCAGGUUGCCAAACUGAUGCUUCCGGCAAUGUCAACAAAACGAAGCAAUUGUACUGAACAGCAUGUGAAAGCUAAGCAUGUAGUCCGUCCAAAGCUUCUGUGAUGAUACGAUGUAUCUGCACACAUGGCCGGAGCAAUGAUCACUGAAAAGCAAAAC
This is a messenger RNA of Klebsormidium nitens, 938 nucleotides long. The record is from the annotation of a GenBank genome assembly. NCBI's taxonomy places the organism in Eukaryota, Viridiplantae, Streptophyta, Klebsormidiophyceae, Klebsormidiales, Klebsormidiaceae.